Molecule: messenger RNA, 177 nt
Organism: Funneliformis mosseae
Lineage: Eukaryota; Fungi; Glomeromycota; Glomeromycetes; Glomerales; Glomeraceae
Source: the annotation of a GenBank genome assembly
AUGUCAGCUAGAUAUUUUAAUGAGGUAUUUUACGCAUUUUAUGGGAUGAUAAAAUUAUUACAUUAUCCGUUGGGAUCGCAAAAUUUGGAUGAUCGAAUUUAUGAAAUAUUGCCUUUAGAAAUCUUGAAUGGCGGAUUAUGUACUUUAGCUACCCAUGUCACAGAGAUUACGGCGUGA